UUCUAAUAGCAAGCAGUAUAGGCAUGAGCAAUUAAUCAGAGGAUGACGGAUUAAAUGCACUCUUACGGUACAAGUACAUCUGAUAGCCAUAUAUGGUUAAAUGGAACAAGGACCACGUUUUUCAUUCAUCUAGAUUGCAAAUUUUUUUUUAUCUGGUUGACAAAACUACGUCACGAAGUAAUAUCACUUAUAUGAGAGAUUACCUCAUAGAUUGCUUUAGUUCUCCACAACACAAACAUUUGCUCCAGUUCUACAAAACAGAUGAAAUAGCAAUGGCUCUUAAUACGCUCUACGACAAAAGAAACAAGAAAAAUUUUACAGAAGUAGUGUUUCGCGGCGUACCCUAUGCGGAUUUUGAUCCAUCAGGCCAUUGGAGCACCUGGUCCUUGAUAAGAAUGUUUGAAGGUUCUUUAAUUCUUUCCGCAUCUAUGUCACCUGUUCUUGUGAAGACAACUACAUCUCAUGAAGAGGAUUACAUCCUAUUGCGUCAGCACUGCAAAGUCAGUCCACGAUACUACCAAGACAUUACCAUUUACUCGGACUUCAACCCAAAGAUACUUUUUAGAUGUCAAGAGGUUGGACGGACAUCCCUCAGCACGAAAUUAAAAUUAUACAAUCUGAGCUCAGAGCAUGUCUACGCAACAAAUUUGAGGAAAUUGGUCAACUUCAACUCUAGAACAAAGAAACCUGUACCAAACAAUCCAUAUUAUCUUGAACAAGCGGAAAGAAUUAAUGACACAAAACCGAAGCACGCAUGGCUCCCGUUUCCAGAUAAAGUUCCGUCGAGAGUAUUCAGCAUGCAAAUGUCUCCACUUUUCAGUGACACAGACUUUAUGAAUCACGUUAAUAACUCUUCGUACGUACGAUUUUGCUUAGACUGUUUCGCAUACGCUGCAAAGUCAAAUUUCUAUAGCCAUUUUGAGGCAGACUGUUGCUACCCGGUGCUUGAAAUUGACAUUCAGUAUUUGGAUGAAAGUUAUGCCAACGACACACUGCAAAUUACAACAUGGCAAAGCGAAACUGACAUUGGUGACCUGUUCUUUAUAAUAAGUCGUGAGCACAAAGUGAUAGUCAAAACUUUUCUUCGAUUUGGAGUCACGAAACUGGACAAAACUAGCUUUAUAUAUUCAAAAAUGUAGUGAAAGAGAGGAAAUUUGGUGCACUCGAAUUCUUCUUUGUAAGAACUAUCUACGUGUAUAUGCUCGUGCUUUGAAAAAAUAGCAAUAUUUAUCAUGUACUCAAUACAAUCAAAGAGUAUAUAUAGUAUUUAUUAUUCUCGUCGAUAAGAAGCGUCGUGUUUAGUUAAACUGAAAUUUCUUGGCCUCGACAUGAUAAUAUUGCUCUUACAUGUAACAUCGAAAUUAAAAAUAUAUUAAGUUCA
Messenger RNA from Ostrea edulis (European flat oyster), 1381 nucleotides. RefSeq lists its product as uncharacterized. The record is from RefSeq and is a predicted model, not a curated record. NCBI's taxonomy places the organism in Eukaryota, Metazoa, Mollusca, Bivalvia, Ostreida, Ostreidae. The transcript is spliced from 2 exons. The coding region runs from base 93 to 1139 and encodes 348 amino acids.